GUCCCAUCCCGGGGAGACGAUCUCUCUGGGGCUUUUACAAUGCUUCAUCGACACUUUCCAGGGAUUAUUCCAUGGGGAGAGACUUAAGGAGGCGAUGGGCAUCAGAGAAUCAACCCUGGACACGCGAUAAUGAGGCUAAUGAAGAGACUGAAGAGAAAGUGAAACCCAGAAGAGAGAUUCUUAUUCCAUUCUGGGUAUCGCCGAUAGUUCUGGGCAUUGGAAUAUUGAUGUUCUAUGCCGGAACUGUUGCGUUUCACUCACUGCCCGCAAUGAAGACCCUGGCAGAGGAGAGGGACUACCCGGAUGAUUUCAUAGGCGAGCGGGCAAAGUAUUUGCUGGACGAGUUCACCAAGAUCGGCCAGAAAGUAGUUGGAAGUGAGGAAAAUGAAGUCCUGGCUGUUGACUUCCUCCUGAGAGAAAUUGAGGCAAUCGACCAGAGUCGUCAUCACGCUCAUCAGAUCGAACUGGAUGUGAGCACGCACGACGGAGGCUUCUUUCUGGGUUCUCUGCCCACUGGCGCAAUUGCCUAUUAUCACGAACUCCAGAAUGUAAUCGUGAGAGUGAAACCAAGCUCUGGACCCACUCCAGCAGCCACUCUUCUCGUCAAUUCCCACUUCGACACAGUGCCAACAAGUCCUGGCGCCUCGGAUGCCGGAAUCAUGAUCAUAGUAAUGCUGGAGACUCUCAGGAAGAUUGUAAGAAGUCCUCAAGCUAUGCGUCACAACAUUGUCUUUCUCUUCAACGGAGCUGAAGAAAUUGGGCUAAAGGCUGCUCAUGGCUUCAUCACUGGUCAUCCUUGGAGGCACAACAUCACGGCUCUGAUUAAUCUCGAAGCAACUGGAAGUGGUGGCAAAGAAAUCCUCUUCCAGGCUGGUCCAGGAGCGCCUUGGCUGCUGAAUCUUUACGCCAAAUACGCCAAGCAUCCUUAUGGAGCUGCAAUGGGAGAGGAACUCUUCCAAGGAGGUUUCGUGCCUUCAGACACGGACUUUAGGAUCUUCAGAGAUUUCGGAGGAGUUCAGGGUCUUGACACGGCAUUUCCAUACAACGGAUACGUUUAUCAUACAAAGUAUGAUAGUAUUGAUGUGAUUCCUGAUGGAACUUAUCAGCAUACUGGUGAUAAUGUUCUGUCCCUUGUCAAGGGAAUGGCCAAUUCUCCAGAGCUGGACGUGGGUGCAGAUCUAUCGACUGGAUCCGUGAUAUUCUUCGACUUUAUGGGAUGGUUCAUGAUUUCCUACACCGAAGUUGUGGCUAUAAUCGUUAACAGCUUGCUGACAAUCCUCCUAAUCGUGAUCGUGGGAUUCUCCAUCUAUCUCAUGACCAAGGCUGAAAAAGUUCCUUUUACAACGGGGCUUUUGGAACUGGGUAAAAUCUGCGCGGUUCAUAUCUUAUCAAUUAUCCUGGGAAUAGGCCUGUGUCUCCUCUUGAUGGUGAUCUACAAAGCCGUAGGACGCGCACUAGGCUUCUACUCGGAACUUUGGUUGCUUUACGGCAUCUACUUCUCUCCAUUCUAUCUGGGUCUCGCGCUUGGGCCUUGUCUCUACUUCACCUUUAGGAAACUUCCUCUCCGCAUCAAUCACGAGGUACAGCUCUUUCUUCACGCUCACGCUCUACUCCUGGCUCUCAUCAUGAUCAUAAUGACUGGACUUAGGAUUCGAUCUGCGUAUCUCCUGACCGUUCUUGUGAUCUUCUACUGCGCUUCUAGUGGAAUCAGUGCAGUUUUUCGACUCGUGAAUCAUCGACACAUCGGGUGGAUUUACUUCCACAUCUUGGGCUUGGUUCUGCCCUUUAUUUUCUUCGCCUAUCUCUGCACGAUCGCCUUCACUACAUUCGUCCCAAUGAACGGACGAGCUGGACCACAGAGUGACUUGGAUAUACUUCUCGUCGUCUUUAGUUGCGCGAUGGCUCUCUUCCUCGGAGGCUUCAUAGUCCCUCUGAUCGGGCUCUGCACUCGCCGAUGGUGGGUUUACGGCUUGAUCUUCGGACUCUUCAGCGUUCUGGGCAUAAUACUCUUAGCCACUCCAAUUGGCUUUCCCUACAGAGCAGAUACCAAUCCCCAACGCUACUGGAUAUUCCACACCGAUCGUGUUUUCUACGAGUUAAACAACAAUGUCAGGAAAACAGACGCAGGAUAUAUGCUUCUGCCCAUGGAUAGCAAUUCCUACCCUGACUUCCUCAAGGACUAUGUGCCAGAAAUGGAAAGCGCAGUGGCAGUUGAAGAAGAUUGCACUGAAGAAAUCUUCUGCGGUCUUCCCCUCUACAGAGUUGGAAUGGCCAGAGACGUGCCCCAUUCCCACUGGAUUCCCGCAUCUCCACCCCACCUCAACCACUCAGUUACUCUCACCAGAAUUACCAACCAAAUCCCCGCUGAGAGGAUGGCAUUCCAAGUCGAGGGACCCAGCAGAAUAACCCUCUACAUCGCUCCAGCACCUGGAAUAGUCAUCAAAAACUGGAGCUUUAUUCCAGAAAUUCCCCAAGUAGGCAUUCCUAAGAUGCCCAACCGAAGAGCGCACUUCAUUGUCCGUACCGCAGGAAAAGUCCUACGACCCUUCAGUUUCUGGUUUGAUCUGGAAACUCCCGAUAAUUGGUCACCAGACACUCCCAAAGUGACUAUAGCAGUUUCUGGCCACUUUACACACUAUGACAAUGAGAAAACACCUGAGUUCAGGAGAUUCAUUGAUUCCUUUCCUGACUGGACAGACGUGACAGCCUGGAUUGUCGGCUAUCGAGUUUAUGAGUUUAAUUAAUUUUAUUAUAAGGGUUUUUUGGGUACCAAAGUGAAAUGAUAAUGAGACUUUUAAAUCAAUAAAAUUUCACUUUAAUAUUGAUAAUGAUUUUUAGAUAGAGAAAUAAAUUACCACGAGAAAUCGAAGUUCUCAAACUAACGAACAACAUAGACUCUAAUGUAGGUUGUUCUUCGAGCUGAUCAAAUUUGUGUAAUAAAUUAAUGGAAUAGGUAUGAAAUAAUAUUCUUAAGAGCUUGAUGUUUCAACAAAAAGCAGACAAAUUAAAGCCUUCAUAAAUACAUAAAUAUAGAAGGUGAUAUUUUCGAACGACUUCAAA
Phlebotomus argentipes is the source of this 3060-nucleotide messenger RNA. RefSeq names its product endoplasmic reticulum metallopeptidase 1-like. The record is from RefSeq and is a predicted model, not a curated record. Gene Ontology annotation, molecular function: metalloexopeptidase activity. The coding region runs from base 72 to 2744 and encodes 890 amino acids. The transcript is spliced from 4 exons. Lineage: Eukaryota; Metazoa; Arthropoda; Insecta; Diptera; Psychodidae. Gene Ontology annotation, biological process: proteolysis.